AUGGAAAAGUAUACAUCAAUAUAUUUUUUAUUUUAUACCCGUUCUUCUAGACAAAUACACUAUAAUGCCGAAACGACAGAAAAGGAUGUAGAGGAGGAUGAAAAUGGAGUCGAUUUCUUAUCAGAAGCAUCGUCACCAUCUUCUAUUGAAGAUCGAUCUUUCUUUAAACGAAGAAAAAGUGAUGACGAGGAAGACGAAGAGGAUGAAGAAGGGUCGAAAAGAUUCAAGGCUGAUUUGGAUGAUGAUGAAGAAGAGGAUGACGAUGAUGACGAAGAAGAAGAAGAAGAAGAUUAUACUAGAAUCAAACAGGAAGAUGACUUUACCAAAGACAGCACACUGACAGACUCUGUUGAUCGAAAGGAGACACCCGCCAUGAUGGAGGAGCGGUUGGGUCUGGUUGAAGUGCGUAUUGUUGAAAAUGAUGGCAGUCGAGAGAGCAUGAUCUUGUUAACGGGAUUAAAGAACAUUUUCCAAAAGCAGUUACCAAAGAUGCCUAAAGAAUAUAUCGCACGUCUCGUUUAUGAUCGUAAUCAUAAAAGCAUUGCAUUGAUCCGAAAGCCGAUGAAAGUGAUUGGUGGUAUUUGCUACAGACCCUUUGAAGAGCAGGAAUUUGCAGAAAUUGUGUUUUGUGCGAUUGCGUCAACAGAACAAGUGAAGGGGUAUGGUUCAUUCCUUAUGAAUCAUUUAAAAGACUAUAUAUCGGGUCAUUCAAAGAUAAAACAUUAUUUGACCUAUGCAGAUAAUUACGCCACUGGAUAUUUUAAGAAACAAGGCUUUACGACAGAGAUCACGCUGGACAAGAGGAAAUGGGUGGGGUAUAUCAAGGAUUACGAAGGAGGAACGAUUAUGCAGUGCACAACGGUUCCAAAAGUAAAAUAUUUAAAGAUACAAGAAAUCUUGGCUAUUCAGAAACAAGCAGUUUAUGAAAAAAUGAAGGAGCAUUCAACUUCACAUAUUGUAUACCCAGGCAUUCAAAUGCCAAUGAAUGAAGAAGGAAAGAGAUGUAUUGAUCCCUAUUUAGUACCUGGAGUCAAAGAGUCAGGUUGGACACCUGAAAUGGACGCAUUAUCAAAUCGACCUCGACAUCCUCCACACUACAAUCAAAUGCGCCAUCUAGUGAACGAACUGAGAGCACACCCACACUCAUGGCCAUUCCAUGAUCCUGUGAAUGCAGAUGAAGUGACAGACUAUUAUGAUGUGAUCAAGGAACCGAUGGAUUUGACAACAUUAGAACAGAACGUAGAGAAUGAUACUUAUCAAACUAUGGAUGAAUUUAUUCGAGAUGUACAAAAGAUCUUUGAUAACUGUAGGACGUACAAUGCAGAAUCCACAAAUUAUGCACGCUGUGCGAAUCGAUUGGAGAAAUACUUUGAUGAGAGACUUCGUGUGUGGACUAGUAACGAAUGA
Molecule: messenger RNA, 1407 nt
Organism: Rhizopus microsporus ATCC 52813
Lineage: Eukaryota; Fungi; Mucoromycota; Mucoromycetes; Mucorales; Rhizopodaceae
Exons: 3
Coding region: 1-1407 (468 amino acids)
Biological process (GO): chromatin remodeling; positive regulation of transcription by RNA polymerase II
Cellular component (GO): histone acetyltransferase complex
Molecular function (GO): protein binding; histone H3 acetyltransferase activity
Source: RefSeq, a predicted model, not a curated record